Molecule: messenger RNA, 3489 nt
Organism: Miniopterus natalensis
Lineage: Eukaryota; Metazoa; Chordata; Mammalia; Chiroptera; Miniopteridae
Gene: XPO4
Product: exportin 4
Biological process (GO): protein export from nucleus
Cellular component (GO): nuclear pore; cytoplasm
Molecular function (GO): nuclear export signal receptor activity
Source: RefSeq, a predicted model, not a curated record
GAGACCAUGAUGGCGGCGGCACUUGGGCCCUCAGAAGUGAUCGCCCAGCUGGAGAACGCGGCUAAAGUUCUGAUGGCACCGCCUUCCAUGGUCAACAAUGAACAACGCCAGCAUGCAGAGCACAUAUUCUUAUCAUUUAGGAAAUCGAAGUCACCAUUUGCAGUUUGCAAGCAUAUUUUGGAAACAAGCAAGGUGGACUAUGUCCUCUUUCAAGCUGCCACGGCCAUCAUGGAGGCAGUGGUCCGGGAGUGGAUUCUCUUGGAAAAAGGCAGCAUCGAGUCACUGCGAACAUUCCUUUUAACCUACGUCUUACAGAGGCCCAACCUCCAAAAGUAUGUUCGGGAACAGAUUCUCUUAGCAGUAGCAGUAAUUGUAAAAAGAGGCUCACUAGAUAAGUCAAUUGACUGCAAGAGCAUUUUUCAUGAAGUCAGCCAGUUGAUCAGUAGUGGCAAUCCCACUGUGCAAACUCUGGCCUGUUCUAUUCUGACUGCACUAUUGAGUGAAUUCUCAAGUUCAAGUAAAACUAGCAAUAUUGGACUGAGUAUGGAAUUUCAUGGUAACUGCAAAAGAGUGUUUCAGGAAGAAGACCUCCGUCAGAUAUUCGUGUUAACCGUGGAAGUUCUGCAGGAGUUCAGCAGGCGGGAAAACCUCAGUGCUCAGAUGUCCUCAGUGUUUCAGCGCUACCUCUCACUCGCCAAUCAGGUCUUGAGCUGGAACUUUCUUCCUCCAAAUUUGGGCAGACAUUAUAUAGCCAUGUUUGAAUCCUCACAAAAUGUGCUGUUAAAGCCAACGGAGUCCUGGCGGGAGACCCUUCUGGACAGCAGAGUCAUGGAGCUUUUCUUUACAGUACAUCGAAAAAUCAGAGAAGAUUCGGAUAUGGCACAAGAUUCUCUGCAGUGCCUGGCCCAGUUAGCUUCUUUACAUGGACCUGUCUUCCCCGAUGAAGGAGCACAGGUUGACUACCUAGCACACUUCAUUGAGGGUUUACUGAGUACUAUCAAUGGAAUUGAAAUAGAAGAUUCUGAAGCUGUGGGGAUCUCCAGCAUUAUCAGCAACCUGAUAACUGUGUUCCCUAGAAACGUCUUAACUGCCAUUCCAAGUGAACUUUUCUCGUCCUUUGUGAACUGUCUCACACACCUCACUUGUUCUUUUGGGCGUAGUGCUGCACUGGAAGAAGUGCUUGAUAAAGAUGACAUGGUUUACAUGGAAGCAUAUGACAAGUUGCUGGAGUCCUGGCUGACUUUGGUCCAAGAUGACAAACAUUUCCAUAAAGGCUUUUUUACCCAGCAUGCAGUUCAAGUCUUCAAUUCCUAUAUUCAGUGCCACCUGGCUGCUCCAGAUGGCACAAGGAAUUUGACUGCCAAUGGUGUGGCCUCUCGUGAGGAAGAGGAAAUAAGUGAGCUUCAAGAGGAUGACCGAGACCAGUUUUCAGAUCAACUAGCCAGUGUAGGAAUGCUAGGAAGAGUUGCUGCAGAGCACUGUAUACCUCUUCUGACAAGUUUAUUAGAAGAAAGAGUAACCAGGCUCCACAGUCAGUUGCAGCGACAUCAGCAGCAGUUACUUGCUUCACCUGGUUCAAGCGCCAUUGACAACAAAAUGCUUGAUGAGCUAUAUGAAGAUAUUCACUGGCUUAUUUUAGUUACAGGCUACCUCUUAGCUGAUGAUACUCAGGGAGAGACUCCGCUAAUACCUCCAGAAAUAAUGGAAUAUUCCAUUAAGCAUUCAUCUGAAGUUGACAUUAAUACAACACUUCAAAUUUUGGGAUCUCCAGGAGAAAAGGCUUCUUCCAUCCCAGGGUACAACAGAACAGAUUCUGUGAUUAGGCUGUUAUCUGCCGUUCUCAGAGUUUCGGAAGUUGAAUCUCGAGCAAUAAGAGCAGAUCUCACUCAUCUGCUAAGCCCUCAAAUGGGCAAAGACAUUGUUUGGUUUCUAAAACGCUGGGCAAAGACUUAUCUUCUGGUGGAUGAGAAGCUAUAUGAUCAGAUAAGUCUGCCAUUCAGUACAGCAUUUGGAGCAGAUACUGAGGGUUCUCAGUGGAUUAUUGGCUACCUCUUACAGAAAGUCAUCAGCAACCUCUCAGUGUGGAGUAGUGAGCAGGACCUUGCAAGUGACACUGUGCAGCUCCUUGUCACGUUAGUGGAAAGAAGAGAAAGGGCAAACCUAGUAAUCCAGUGUGAAAACUGGUGGAAUUUAGCUAAACAGUUUGCAAACCGAAGCCCCCCUCUGAAUUUUCUGUCCAGUCCGGUGCAGAGGACCCUGAUGAAGGCUCUUGUCCUGGGAGGUUUUGCACAGAUGGACACAGAAACCAAACAACAGUAUUGGACCGAGGUUCUUCAGCCACUGCAGCAGCGAUUCUUAAGGGUGAUAAAUCAGGAAAACUUUCAGCAGAUGUGCCAGCAGGAGGAGGUCAAGCAGGAAAUAACUGCCACGCUCGAGGCCCUGUGUGGCAUUGCUGAGGCUACCCAGAUUGACAAUGUCGCGAUCCUUUUUAAUUUCUUAAUGGACUUCCUUACCAAUUGCAUUGGAUUGAUGGAAGUUUACAAAAAUACACCAGAGACUGUCAAUCUCAUAAUAGAAGUUUUUGUUGAAGUUGCACAUAAACAGAUAUGCUAUCUUGGAGAGUCCAAAGCAAUGAACUUAUAUGAAGCCUGCCUCACUUUGCUGCAAGUAUAUUCUAAGAAUAAUUUGGGGCGGCAGAGAGUGGAUGUCACAGCCGAGGAGGAACAAUACCAGGACCUACUUCUUAUUAUGGAACUGCUUACCAACCUUCUGUCAAAAGAGUUCAUAGAUUUCAGUGAUACAGAUGAAGUGUUUAGGGGACAUGACCCAGGGCAAGCAGCAAGCAGGUCUGUGUCAGCCGCGGAUGUGGUUUUAUAUGGAGUCAACCUAAUUCUGCCCUUGAUGUCACAAGAUCUUUUGAAGUUUCCAACCCUUUGUAAUCAGUACUACAAAUUAAUCACGUUUAUCUGUGAGAUUUUUCCUGAAAAAAUACCACAGCUUCCUGAAGACCUUUUUAAAAGUUUGAUGUGCUCUCUAGAACUGGGAAUGACUUCAAUGAGCUCGGAGGUGUGCCAGCUGUGCCUGGAGGCCCUGACACCACUGGCUGAGCAGUGCGCAAAAGCUCAGGAGACAGACUCACCACUGUUUCUAGCAACACGGCACUUUCUGAAGCUGGUUUUUGAUAUGCUGGUUCUGCAGAAGCACAACACGGAGAUGACGACAGCAGCCGGUGAGGCGUUCUACACAUUGGUGUGCCUGCACCAGGCCGAGUACUCUGAAUUGGUUGAAACAUUACUGUCAAGUCAACAAGAUCCAGUUAUUUACCAGAGAUUAGCAGAUGCCUUCAACAAGCUCACUGCAAGUAGCACCCCACCUACGCUGGAUCGGAAGCAGAAGAUGGCUUUUCUAAAGAGUUUGGAAGAAUUUAUGGCAAAUGUCGGUGGUCUCCUUUGUGUAAAAUAAAGAACAAAACUCUAUGCUUAAUUUAGA